AUUCCCGUCUUACGCAUCCUAUUUUCUGAGAUUCAUAUUCCUUUUUGUUUUUUCGUUCAAUCCGUGACAAUGACCAUCCAUCCACUGUCGAAGAUCACUCCAAGCAGUGAAUGUUGGAGGAUCAUGGUUCGUGUCGUACGAUUGUAUACUUUACCCGCUUAUAAUGAUGAGAGGACUACAAAUUCCAUUGAAAUGGUGUUCAUGGAUGAACAUGGAACUACGAUACAUGCCACUGUCUGGAGAAGUUUGGUUGGAAAUUUUGAGAAGCGAAUAAAGGAAGGGUCUGUGUAUGUCUUUGCCUAUUUUGGCAUCGGCAUUAGUAGUGGAAAUUAUCAGACCUCUCGACAUGAGUUCAGGCUGAAUUUCCAACCAAGAACCACUGUAACUGCAUCUAGCUACAGUAUGGGGGUCCUAACUGCUGUGGGCAAGCAAAAAGAAAUUGUUAAAGAGUCCAAAAAGACAAAGAUGAUUGUGAUUCAGUUAGAAGCGGAUGGGGUGACGUUAGAUAUAACCCUGUUUGGGGAGUACGUUGACAAGAUCAAAAGCUUCUUUGGGAAACAACCAUUGGAAAAUGCGAUCAUUGUGAUUCAGUAUGCAAAGGUGAAAACGUAUCAAGGAAAUAUAAUUUUGCAGAAUGUCAUGUACGGAACGCGUCUCCUGUUAAAUCCUGAAAUAGAAGAGGUUGUUGCAUUCAGACAAAGGGCUGUGAGAGCUGAUGGUACCAUGUACUAUUGCAUGUAUUGUGCGUGUCGUGUUAUGAAUGUCACCCCAAGGUAUCGAAUCAAGACAAGAGUUGUUGACACCACGGACAGUGCUACUUUCGUAGUACUUGAAAGCGUUGGAUGCUUGCUGCUCCAUAAAUCAUGUUCGGAGAUGUUGAAAUAUUCUGAGAAUCUGCCGAGUGGAGACAUAAAACCCGAUAAUUUGAUUGAAGAUUUUGUGCAAUCAAAGGAUAAUCAGUUUGAACGACUUGGAGAUGAUAUCACCGACUCUACUAUUGACAAAAGAAUCGAAGAGGUUGAAACUGACUAUGUAGACGGUCAUGAACCGAGCAAGAAGAUGAAGACCGUUAAGAUUGAGAAAAUUUAAGACUAGAAGUAUUAUGUUAGAUGGAGUACUAUUCAGUUUUUGGGAUUUCAUUUACAUGUUAGACAUUUUAUAAUUUAUCAUUUUUGAUGACUUUGGUGUUUGAAAUUAAAAACUUGAAAAUUUC
This is a messenger RNA of Cuscuta campestris, 1213 nucleotides long. The record is from the annotation of a GenBank genome assembly. NCBI's taxonomy places the organism in Eukaryota, Viridiplantae, Streptophyta, Magnoliopsida, Solanales, Convolvulaceae.